This is a messenger RNA of Mesocestoides corti, 117 nucleotides long. Lineage: Eukaryota; Metazoa; Platyhelminthes; Cestoda; Cyclophyllidea; Mesocestoididae. The record is from the annotation of a GenBank genome assembly.
GUGAUGGAGGGCGAAGAGGAGGGGGCGGAGGAGGAGGAGCAGUUGGAGGAAGCUGAGUCGGACACCGUAAGUGCGCAGUGGAAGUCGUUUUCAGACGUUCCAGCUUUGCGGAACUAA